Molecule: messenger RNA, 630 nt
Organism: Medicago truncatula (barrel medic)
Lineage: Eukaryota; Viridiplantae; Streptophyta; Magnoliopsida; Fabales; Fabaceae
Product: transcription repressor OFP16
Exons: 1
Coding region: 1-630 (209 amino acids)
Biological process (GO): negative regulation of DNA-templated transcription
Source: RefSeq, a predicted model, not a curated record
AUGCCAACUACACUUAGAACAAGAAGAAGAAACAACCUCAAACGCCUCAAUUACCUAUGUUUCUCAACUUUCAUACAACCUCAAUCUCCAGCUCCUACAUCAUCCCUUCUUCAAGAAAUUGAUCACAAUCGUCCAUCAUUCUCCACGUCAUCAACCAUGAUUAAAAACUUCAACACUCUCUACCACCAUCACACCACCGAACCAGAACCUCAACUCGCCGACAUUGCCACCGCCUUUGCCUCCAACCGCUUCUUUUUCUCCUCUCCCGGCCGUUCCAACUCCAUAGUUGAAUCAACCCCAUCCUCAUUCUCCUCUUCCUCAUCAUUGUUGGUUUCCACUGUGCCAGCACCGGCAAAUGAUUCUAACAAAAAGAAGACAGUUUUCAACGGAAGUGUGGCGGUGCCAACAUAUUCACCGGACCCUUACAUGGAUUUUCGAAGGUCAAUGCAAGAGAUGGUGGAAGCGCAACCAGAGUUGAUGAAGGACGUGAAGUCCAAUUGGGAAACCUUACACGAGCUUCUUCUUAGCUAUCUCGCUAUUAAUCCCAACAACACUCACAAGUUUAUUCUCGAUGCUUUUUCUGAUCUUAUUGUUACUCUCAUGUCCUUUUCUUCUUCUUCUUCUUCUUAA